GUAACCGCUUCGCCGAUUCAAGUUGAACUUUUUGCUCGUGUUAUUUUAUCAAUUUAAGACAUUACUGGGAAUCUCUCCACUGUUAUUAUAAAUAAAUGCUGUAUUUUUAUUAACAAUUUGAAUUUUUCAACAUUGUGACAAUAAAAAAAAAAUUGGUCGAAAUAUCUUAAUAUUUUCAUAUAAUCAUUGCAGUGUUUUUUACUGAUCAUCUCUUUUUAAAUUUCAUGCCAUUAAUGCAAAAUCUCAUUUCAACUGUCAAAUGAGUCUAGAUUCAGUGGUUUACUAUACAAUUACCUAACAUGCCUGAUAAAGUUUCAAGAUUAUAAUUCUCAAUAAAAUGGGUAAUAUUAACACAGUUGGUCCAAAUGAGGCUCUUAUCGUCUCAGGUGGUUGUUGUGGUUCUGCUAACAAAACCAUGGUUGUCGGUGGCUGGGCUUGGUCUUGGUGUCUGCUGACCGAUGUUCAAAGAUUAUCUUUGGAAGUUAUGACAUUGACUCCAAAGUGUGAAAAUGUUGAAACCUCUCAAGGAGUACCGUUAACUGUGACUGGUGUCGCUCAGUGUAAAGUCAUGAAAGAGAAAGAAUUUUUAACUAUAGCAGCAGAACAAUUUCUUGGUAAAGAUGUCAAUCAUAUUAAAUCUGUCAUUCUUCAAACUUUAGAAGGACAUUUGAGAGCCAUUUUAGGAACUUUGACAGUUGAAGAAGUAUAUCGAGACCGAGAUCAAUUUGCGUCUUUAGUUCGAGAAGUAGCAACACCCGAUGUUGGUCGUAUGGGAAUUGAAGUUCUAAGCUUUACAAUCAAAGAUGUUUUUGAUCAAGUAGAGUAUUUAGCGUCUCUGGGUAAAGCCAGAAUAGCUGCAGUUAAAAGAGAUGCAACCAUAGGAGUUGCCCAAGCUGAAAGAGAUGCUGGAAUUAGAGAAGCUGAGUGUAAAAAAGCAGCUCUAGAUGUAAAAUACGGGGCCGAUACCAAAAUUGAAGAUUCACAUCGAAUUUACCAAUUGCAAAAGUCUCAAUUUGACCAAGAAGUCAAUACAAAAAAGGCUGAAGCUCAACUAGCUUAUGAAUUACAAUCAGCCAAAAUGCAACAGCUCAUCAGAAGAGAAGAAAUGGAGAUAAAUGUUACUGAAAAACGAAAACUAAUUUCUAUUGAAGAAAAGGAAGUCAUCAGAAAAGAGAAAGAACUUCAAUCAACUAUCAGAUUACCUGCAGAUGCUGAAGCAUACAAAUUAGAAACUCUUGCCAAUGCAUACAAAACUGAAACACUGGAAGCGGCAAAAGGUGAAUCUGAAAAGACAAAACUGAUCGGAUCAGCUGAAGCAUCAGCAAUCGAAGCUAUCGGCAAGGCUGAAGCUGAAAGGAUGAGAAUGAAAGCAGCCGCUUAUAAACAAUAUGGCGACGCAGCUCUUCUGUCACUUGCCCUUGAAGCUCUUCCUAAGUUUGCUGCUGAAGUUGCUGCUCCUUUAGCCAAAACAGAUGAAAUAGUUUUAUUGGGUGGAAACAAUGCAAUAACUGGCACAAUCUCACAAUUGGCAAGUGAAAUACCUGCUGCUGUUCAUGCUGUCACCGGUUUGGAUGUUACAAAAACUGUGGGCAGAUUUUUUCACAAAUGAAUCUAGCAUAAUCAACAAUACUAAGCCAUAUGAUGCAAAAUAUUAGGCAAAAUUAUUUAAUGUACGAUGCAUCGCAUAGUGAUAUUGCUUUGAUGAUGGAUUGCGAACAUUACCAAAGUUUUUUAUAUUUUGAUAUGAACAAAAAGAAACCCAUCAUUUCUUUCUUACUGCUCUCAAAGUAUAGAGCAUUAACUCGAAGCCUAUUUGUUCCAGCCAAAGCCUACCAAGCCAAAAAAUUUUCCUGAUCAAUAGCAAGUCUUUUCGGUUUGUGCCUCUUUUUCUGAGAUGGACGAAAAUUUGUACUUUUUAACAUUCAACAGAACUUUUCUACCAGAGAAACCACCUUCAAACAAAGUACCAGUUGGCAAGCAAAAGGAUUUUGAUGUAGUCACCUUUCACUUUCCAUCUUUACUGCUUCAUUGUUUACUUCGCCAAAUUUUAUUUCAUUUUUUCUCCACGAAUUUUGUUUUUCUGUUUUACAUUCUUUGUAUUUAUUCCUUAUUAUUUGCAAAACAAAAACAUUUUUCUUCACAAAAAACGAAUAUUAAAAAUGAUUGGACAACACAUAUUUCGCUUCUCAUAAAGUUACAUUAGUAUUGCGAA
Molecule: messenger RNA, 2212 nt
Organism: Tetranychus urticae (two-spotted spider mite)
Lineage: Eukaryota; Metazoa; Arthropoda; Arachnida; Trombidiformes; Tetranychidae
Product: flotillin-2
Biological process (GO): regulation of myoblast differentiation; protein localization to plasma membrane
Cellular component (GO): cytoplasmic vesicle; plasma membrane; flotillin complex
Molecular function (GO): protease binding
Source: RefSeq, a predicted model, not a curated record